AUGUCAGCGUCGGUGGAUUUGGCAGGGCUCCAAACCGAACGGAGAAAUCCAAAUAGCGUGGACAUUGAUCAGAUCUCAACGGUCGAGCUCUGUCAGAUUAUCAAUCGUGAAGAUGCGACGAUAGCAAAGGCGGGUUCGAAAUGCGUUCCCGUUAUUGCAACGGCUAUUGAUGUUUUGGCCGCUCUACUAGGUGUGCUCGAUGCCUCUGAGAUUCCUCCCGCAUAUUCUGCUCCGGAAGGACAAUUCGUUGGGCUCAUUGCCGGCGGCGACGACGCACUGCGUCAUGCUCAAGAAGGUGCUGAAGAUGAUGUCGACGCGGCGGUGAGAGACCUCGAAGCUCUCGAGUUAGACGGCAAGGUGGACUCCCUUGUCGGCAUUGCAUCGCACGCUUUAUGUCCUGAGUUGCAUAUCAUGGUCGAUCUAAAAGCAACCAAUCUGAAACUCCAGCAGAGAUCUCGAAACAUCCUUCGCAGUAUCUGUGGCUCUUCGUGCCCCAGUUCGGACUCUGAAUUAGAUGACCGACUGAAAAGCUGCGGUAGAAGCACCAAACUCGCUAUCGCGGCCUUGAGUUUAGGAGUACCUGUCUCGGAAGCAAAACAGCGUUUGGCCGAAGCUGGCGGCGUCUUAGCAACCGUCUUGACGAAACCCGUGUCUGAUAUGACCGCCGACUCUGUUCUGUGCAUUGAUGGAGGUGGGAGUAAAUGUGCCGCCGUGAUCAUGUCUCCCGACGGCACGAAAGGAUAUGGAGAAGCCGGCGGUUGCAAUGUGACGGAUGUUGGCGUCGAAGCCGCAAUCCUGUCAAUAUCGCUUGCAAUUCAACGGGCAAGUGACUCGCACCCGAUUCUCCGUGGUGAAAUAUGGCGGCCACAUCUCUUCUCGCCAAUCUGGGCUGCGCUUGCGGGGCAUGACCGGAAAGAUAUCGCCACCAGUUUCGACAAAUCUCUAGAAAACAUGUUCAAACGACCCCUGGGUGCAAAGUUGAAAGUGGCCAACGACAUCGAACUUCUCGCCACAUCGGCGGCCGAGAAGCACACGCUGGGUUCCGCAGUCGUGCUUGUGGCGGGUACUGGAUCUGUCGCGAUGAGUUAUACGCGUGAACCAGCUGGCCUUGUACGAACCGGGAGAUCGGGAGGCUGGGGUCAUCCGCUUGGAGACGACGGUUCGAGUUUCGACACUGGGCGACAAGGCGUUCGAUUCGCGUUGAGAGCACUGGAUGAGUUCAACCAUCGACAAAACGGAGUAGCUGAAGCUACAAUCCAGGCUCCUCUCGCUCAGCGGAUCCUCAAGCAUUUCCGGCCCAAAGGCACCGACACGCUGGACUUCGACUUACUCAGCGCCGUGCUUGCCUCGUCUUCAGACCAAGAGAAGAAGAGGCUCAUUGCGGAAGCCGCACAGAUCGUGAUCGAAGCAAGCCCCGAAGACACGGAGGCAAAAGCCAUCGUCAGGAAUGCGGUUUGCAGUCUCGUCUCCACACUUGAUCCUAUCAUCAGUUCUCCGCGUUUUGACCCUGCCAUGUCGAUAUUGGUGCUAGCAGGCGGUUUGAUGCAGAGUAGUAUAUUUGGGCAGACAGUGAAGAAUUAG
This is a messenger RNA of Rhinocladiella mackenziei CBS 650.93, 1581 nucleotides long. RefSeq lists its product as uncharacterized. Gene Ontology annotation, cellular component: cytosol; mitochondrion; nucleoplasm. NCBI's taxonomy places the organism in Eukaryota, Fungi, Ascomycota, Eurotiomycetes, Chaetothyriales, Herpotrichiellaceae. The transcript has 3 exons. Gene Ontology annotation, molecular function: carbohydrate binding; fructose-6-phosphate binding; enzyme inhibitor activity. Gene Ontology annotation, biological process: response to fructose; glucose homeostasis; negative regulation of glucokinase activity. The record is from RefSeq and is a predicted model, not a curated record. The coding region runs from base 1 to 1581 and encodes 526 amino acids.